AUGACACCCUGCGCCGCUAUCGGAGAUCAGAAGCAGCAAUUCAAUGUGUCUCUUGUGGGUCUCUUUAUAUCGUCCGUGUGCCUGAAAUUGCUUCUUGUACCAUCUUACAGAAGCACUGACUUUGAAGUGCAUCGAAACUGGAUGAGUCUUACGCACAAGUUGCCACGUCAUAUGUGGUACCAUGAAAGCACAAGUGAAUGGACUUUGGACUAUCCACCCUUCUUCGCCUACUUUGAAUACGCGCUAAGCUAUGCGGCAUCAAUUGUUGAUGAUUCCAUGUUGGUGCUUAGCUCUACGCCUGUGUUUUCGCCCUCAAUUCUGCUCUUUCAACGACUCAGCGUCAUCAUAUCGGAUGUUGUGUUGUUCUAUGCAUUAAACGCCUAUUGCUCAUCCUUGCCUACUCUAACCACCUCAGAGUGGGCAUUUUCAAAGCGGCUAGCGAUUAUGCUCAUUACUGUAUUCGACGCCGGAUUGCUAUACGUGGACCAUAUUCACUUUCAGUAUAAUGGGAUGCUACUUGGUCUGCUGAUCUUAUCAACUACCAAAUUAAGACUGCAUCAGGAUCUCCAGGGAGCCUUUCUGUACGCUGUUUUACUCAUGUUCAAGCACAUUUAUUUGUAUGCAGCGCCUCUCUAUUUCAUCUACUUACUGGGGCACUAUUGCUACGUAAGAAGACUUGAACCCGCGGCAUCUCAUAGCGAUGAUCAUAUCAGGAAUAAGAAUAAAUUGCUUGAGACAAGGUCAAGCUCCAGGAUACGGGAUUUACGUGAGAGCAAUGCCAACUUUUCAAUCUGGAAUUUUUUAAAGCUCGGAGUCCUAGUUUUUCUAGUGUUCGCCGUUGCGUUUGGAAGUAUUUUGUGGAACCAUGAAGACAAGAUCGCCGGAAUGAAGCAGAUUUUGUCACGACUUUUUCCAGUGCAACGGGGGUUGUGUCAUGCGUAUUGGGCGCCAAAUGUAUGGGCGCUAUAUGCGAUGCUAGACAAAGUGCUGGUUAUUCUCGGAUGUCCUGCUUCUACUGAAGGCAUUGCACUCAUGAGUGGGGGACUUGUACAGGAAGCAAGCUUCGCGGUGCUGCCUGCAAUAUCUCCGCUAGUGUGUGCUGUGCUGACAUUUGCAUUGAUGACUCCAGUGCUAAGGAGCAUUUGGAGAUACCCGGACUCGUCGUUAUUUACGAGUGCACUUGCUUAUUGUAUGCUGUGUUCGUUCCUACUUGGUUAUCACGUGCACGAAAAGGCUAUUCUUCAAGUGACUUUGCCUCUUGCUCUCAUGGCUACCGAAAAUGUUGCCAACAUGCGCUUGUAUAGGUUUGCCUCUGGGGUUGCAACUAUUUCGCUCUUUCCACUAUUAUUCACUCCAGCAGAACAAGUGUCUAAGGUUCUACUGGGUGCUUGUCAUGCUUUAUUGGCUAAGGUCGUUCUUGUACCGUCUCUCAAGCUUUCACUUAAGGAACUCCAAAUCAAGAACACUAUUGUAAGGAUGUCUCAAUUUGAGCGACUUUUCUUGACCGGACUAGCUGGUAUAACUUUGUUAGCAGGUUUGUUUCCGUACAUCCCACGCUUCGGUGUUCGAUACCCGUUUCUUCCUCUGAUGAUGAUUUCAGUGGGAUGUGCCAUUGGUAAUCUUUACGUGUGGGGCUUUGCCUUAACGCAACACUUUCGUAAAGUUGACGCAGUGCUUGAUCGCAGAAGCUCAGAUAAGCAAUAG
This is a messenger RNA of Plasmopara halstedii, 1704 nucleotides long. Its product is annotated as probable dolichyl pyrophosphate glc1man9 c2 alpha--glucosyltransferase. Gene Ontology annotation, molecular function: dolichyl pyrophosphate Glc1Man9GlcNAc2 alpha-1,3-glucosyltransferase activity. NCBI's taxonomy places the organism in Eukaryota, Oomycota, Peronosporomycetes, Peronosporales, Peronosporaceae. The record is from RefSeq and is a predicted model, not a curated record. Bases 1 to 1704 code for a protein of 567 amino acids. Gene Ontology annotation, biological process: protein N-linked glycosylation. Gene Ontology annotation, cellular component: endoplasmic reticulum membrane. The transcript has a single exon.